UUCUUUUGAUCGCCGUUAAAUAUACUGUAUAUAAUGUAAAAUAUGUAUGUAUGUAUGUAUACUAUUAUGUCUUUCAUUUAUUCUCCAGUACCAUUAUGACAAUGUGGCCAGAAAAACUUAGAAAGGAUGAGUCUGGUUGGGUGAUCUAUCCUGAGAACUUAGCACAGGCUCCAGUCAAGGGCGGUACCACGCUGAACAAGUUGCAGACUCUUGUGAAAAAAUCAGAAUCGUGUACCACGGCAAAGACCGGUUUGAAGAAGAUAAAAGAAUGCAAGUUAUGUGCUGACCACUACAACACCUCUCUUGCUGAUGCUGUUUAUGACGUCAGCACACCGCCUGAUUUGAUGACGUCAUUUUCCAAUCUGGCUCUUGGCUCGCUUUUCCGCGCCAAGUUUAAAGGUGGAGAUGGAAAGGAUCAGUCUGUAUUCAGGGCUGAGCUUGAGACUUGGGGUCACACGAACUCUGAUUUUGGUCUUCUGUUGAAGAAACUCAAAGAAAUGGCGAUCAUUUUCCCUGUCAAGAGCUCUGAAACCACAACAAAAAACCCCACCACCACCACUUCCACUACGACUACAACUACGACUACGACUACUACUACUACGACUACUACUACUCCUACGACUACUCCUACGACUACUCCUACGACCACUCCUACGACUACUCCUACGACCACUCCUACGACUACAACCACCACUACAACAGCGACCCCCACCACCACCACCACCAACGACCACUGCACCACCGCCAGCUCCAGCACCAACAACUACAACUACACUUACCGCAGAAGAUAG
Molecule: messenger RNA, 791 nt
Organism: Aplysia californica (California sea hare)
Lineage: Eukaryota; Metazoa; Mollusca; Gastropoda; Aplysiida; Aplysiidae
Product: G8 domain-containing protein DDB_G0286311-like
Exons: 4
Coding region: 51-791 (246 amino acids)
Source: RefSeq, a predicted model, not a curated record